Haemonchus placei is the source of this 1053-nucleotide messenger RNA. NCBI's taxonomy places the organism in Eukaryota, Metazoa, Nematoda, Chromadorea, Rhabditida, Trichostrongylidae. The record is from the annotation of a GenBank genome assembly.
AUGAAAAAUUGUAUUAGUAGCUCCAUAAAUAAAAAAACUGAGAGCUUGGAUGGUUUCAGAAUUGGCGUUACGCCACAUGUUGAAGACGCCAUGAUCGUCACACUCGAACAACCAUUACGGGAAAGCCGUCACGACCUGGUUGUAUGCAUGGCACCAAUGUAUAUCUAUACUGAUUGGGAGACACUUCUUGUUGGAAUCGAGACGUGGCUCGCACUGGGAGCCACCAAAAUUAUCGUUCCUGUACAGUCUGCUUCGACAUCCAGCUACAGAAUUCUCCAGGAGUACGAAAGGAGAGGUCUCGUCAUCAUCCGAACAUGGCCUAAGUGGCCCGUCCUCUCUGAUUCGAACCCAAAUGGACUGGUAUUGAGUCGAGGCAUCGAGGAAUCGCACGUAAAUUGCUUGUUUUUCGCCAAGCCAUGGGCAAAUAUGAUAGUCUUUUCUGACAUUGACGAUCUACUACUCCCAGUUGAUCCACUGCAAAUUAAGCCUGGUGUUAAUGUGGAGAUACUGAAGAAUCUGUUCGCUGAGCAUCCACAGGCUGGAUCUUUGCUAUUUGAGCACCGCGAUGUACAAUUCCAGCUACCUGUAGUACAGGACUCUCCAACGACUCUUGCCAGUUUCAACUUCAAUUUCCUCACCGAAUCAAAGCACAAAAUGAACUGCAAUGUAUGGCGAAUGAAAACACGCGUAGUCGUCAAUGCCAGUCGUGUCGACUCUGUAAACAUGCACGAAACCGGUAUUCAUCGCUUUGGCUACGUUCAAACAAGGAUCCCAUGCAGGCAGGCACACUUCUACCAUCUACGGCAUUCCCAUCAUUCCGUCCCAAACCCAGUCCCUAUCGAUAUGUCAGAGCUAGCAUCAACUUUGAACAGGCAGUGGUAUUCACGGCUAGAGUCGUUCAAGAAUUUCAAAGACGUACCUUUGAAUAAGUCGAGUACCGAGUCAUUCGAGGACUUCGAUCGUUGUAUGGGUGCAAUAAAUGAUGAACACUGGACACUACAUGUGAGCCGAUGUUUGACACCGCACGUAUGUUUCAGUCGGUUGAAGAGGUAA